Metopolophium dirhodum (rose-grain aphid) is the source of this 2181-nucleotide messenger RNA. RefSeq names its product lysosomal Pro-X carboxypeptidase-like. Gene Ontology annotation, biological process: proteolysis. The record is from RefSeq and is a predicted model, not a curated record. The coding region runs from base 241 to 1764 and encodes 507 amino acids. Gene Ontology annotation, molecular function: dipeptidyl-peptidase activity; serine-type exopeptidase activity. The transcript is spliced from 8 exons. NCBI's taxonomy places the organism in Eukaryota, Metazoa, Arthropoda, Insecta, Hemiptera, Aphididae.
CGUAUGUAUACGAUUAUUAUUAUUAUUAUUAUUAAUUGAGUUUAAUCGGAAUGGAUAUAAUAUUAUUGUGCAACAUUCCCGUUACCAGAACUGUGAUGCGUUCGUCUCGAGGCGGACUUAUAAUAUUUUGUAUACGAGAGUAUAGUCUGUUUUUGAAUUGAAAUCAGCGUACGUGAAAAAAGACCGUGUCAUUUACGACAUAUUUUUAUAUAAAUCUGAAGGAGUUCAGUUGUGCCCGGGAUGUCGUUUACGGCGUGUUUAUCAUUUUUGGCGAUAGCUUUGCACCUGGCUAAUGGAGGGUAUGUGUACAAAACCGAAUAUUUUACAGUACCGGUUGACCAUUUUAGUUUUACAAAUAAUGACACAUUCCGUAUGAAGUACCUCAUAAACGAUACGUUCUGGGAACGAGAAAACGGACCAAUAUUUUUUUAUGCUGGCAACGAAGGAGCUAUCGAAAUGUUUUGUGAAAAUACGGGUUUCAUGUGGGAGAUUGCUGAAGAGUUCCGGGCCCUAGUCGUGUUCGCCGAGCACCGUUACUAUGGCGUUUCGAUGCCGUACGGUAAUCGAUCGUUCGACGACAUCGGCCGGGUGGGCUAUCUGACCUCGCAACAGGCGCUCGCUGACUACGUGGACCUUAUCACUUACUUGCGGCACAACGGGUCGUACUCAAACCGUGAGCUGUACCAGACCGGCGACAUUUACGACACCGUCGAGGGCGGCACGCCUGCACCGUCAGCCGCCAAUCCGGUGAUCGCUUUCGGCGGAUCGUACGGCGGCAUGUUGGCUGCCUGGUUCCGUAUCAAGUAUCCCGCCAUCAUCGAAGGUGCUAUUGCGUCGUCUGCACCGAUAUGGCAAUUCACUGGUAUGACACCGUGUAAUGCUUUUUACCGGGUCACAUCAUCGGUAUAUACAGAUACUAGUGCCGAAUGUGGUUUGACGAUACUAGCAUCUUGGAAAGCUAUUGAUAACGUUACGAAAACGGUCGAUGGUAAGGCGUGGCUGUCUCAGAAAUGGAACUUGUGCUCACCGUUGACAAACGACAAUGACGUCUCGACUUUGAAAGAAUGGGUGUCUGAACUUUAUGUGAACUUGGCGAUGAUAAAUUAUCCAUAUCCUGCAAAUUUUUUAACACCAUUGCCCGGACAUCCAGUUAAGGAAGUUUGUAAACCAAUGAAAAACCAUAAAGAAGACGAUUUCACACUUUUGGGAUCAGUUUUCAGAGGAUUGAGUGUAUACUUUAACUAUACGGGUACAUCUAAAUGUUUAGAUAUUUUGACCUCUUCUGCUCCUACACUUGGUGAAAAGGGAUGGAGCUAUCAAAGCUGCACUGAAAUUGUUAUGCCAAUGUGCUCUAAUGGAAUAAAAGAUAUAUUCGAAAAAAAGCCGUGGAAUUUUGAAGAAAAUGCUAGAUAUUGUUUUGAAACUUUUGGGGUCCAGCCUAGUAUUUAUUCGAUUGAGAAAACAUAUGGUGGUAAAAAUUUAAACGCUGCUUCCAAUAUAAUAUUCAGCAACGGUUUAUUGGAUCCAUGGUCGAGUGGUGGAGUGUUGCAAGACAUAUCGAAGACGGUGCUUGCUGUGGUAAUACCAGAAUCUGCGCAUCACUUGGACUUGAGGGCCUCUCACGCCAAGGACCCAGAAAGUGUGAUUAAAGCCAGAAAAUUCUAUAAGAAUUGGAUUAAAAAAUGGAUAUUCCACUAUAAAAAUCAUCCGACACGAGGUUCAAACAACUCGUUUGUUAAACAACAAAUAGUUCUAACUAUUUAAGACGAUGUUAAUAUUUUUACAUGCUGACAAAAUCGAUGAUUCACUAUGAUGUUGAUUUAUUUCUUAAUGAUCAAAAAAUGAAAUACCCAAGUUUUUAUCUCACGUAUGUAAUAAAAUGUAAAUUGUUUUAAGAUAAUAUUCGACACAUUUUUUUCGGGAAUUCAAUUCGUUUGAUUUUGUAUUAUAUGUACUUCGACAUGUGCUGUAGUACUGUAGUUUAAAUAUUGUACUAUUUAGUAAUUGGUAAUGCACUAGUGCGUGAUUGCAAUUUCCAGUGGCGAUAGCCAGUAUACGUCACUGCAAGGGCCAAAGACUAUAGGAGACCAAUAUCGCAUACUACUCGUGUUUUAAAUGUUGUUAAUCAGGUAUGCUAGUUAACGCUUCUGUAUUAAAUGUUCAAUAUAUGAAUAUGUUGAA